GCCUCCAGCAGCCGCUCUUAUCCUUGGAUCUGCCCCUUUUCUGAAGGUUUUGGUUUGAUUUUUUUCAAAAUCAGAUCUAGAAUUUUUAGGAAAUUCAACCAUCUCGCGCUCCAUCCCGCCGUGAUCCAGGGUCUUUCUUCUUCCAGCCGCCACCAGCCGUGUCUCCUUCUGGCAAGCACGCACCCACGCGUGGCCAACACGCGUUGCCACGUGUCCAACCUUUUGCAAUGCGUGCUGCCUGCCACCGUCUCCCGCUGCUUAUGCCUGUCUACUAUGGUGGUCCCCCACCAUCCCCCAACACCCACUGCUGGUGCGUGGUCUUCACAUGCCUAUAUUUUAGAUGCUGGUGGUCGUCCUUCAACGGCUCUACUUCGGUUUUCUGCAGUGCCUGUCCUGCAACAACCAUUUAACAGUGGUUGUUGCUUUUACCACAAAGGACCCUUCAUUGAGUUCUUUUGCAAACCGCCUUAUGCGGCUCUGGAAAAGGCCCGGCUUAUUUACGGUUCUUAUAGAACUAUAGACAAAACUAUUGUGUGCUGUUUGGUCCUUUUGGAUCAGAUCCAGAAUUUGUUUUUGAAUUUGUAUUGCAUUUACCAUUUGGGCUUUGUUGUCGGGGUGCUCACCCUUUUGGUUGUUUUAUCCUGUAACCCGCUUUCCCUUAUUUGAUUAAAAAAAAAAAGCCCUCAAAGUCUAACGCUUUCUGAGUU
Corylus avellana is the source of this 707-nucleotide messenger RNA. NCBI's taxonomy places the organism in Eukaryota, Viridiplantae, Streptophyta, Magnoliopsida, Fagales, Betulaceae. The record is from RefSeq and is a predicted model, not a curated record.